Messenger RNA from Zingiber officinale, 1508 nucleotides. Its product is annotated as ADP,ATP carrier protein 1, mitochondrial-like. Gene Ontology annotation, molecular function: ATP:ADP antiporter activity. Gene Ontology annotation, cellular component: mitochondrial inner membrane. Lineage: Eukaryota; Viridiplantae; Streptophyta; Magnoliopsida; Zingiberales; Zingiberaceae. The record is from RefSeq and is a predicted model, not a curated record. Bases 145 to 1338 code for a protein of 397 amino acids. Gene Ontology annotation, biological process: mitochondrial ADP transmembrane transport; mitochondrial ATP transmembrane transport. The transcript is spliced from 4 exons.
UCCGCCAUUUUCCACCUCUCGCUUGGCGUCCUCCUCCUCUCACAGUGCGUCGAGAAAAGAGGGGGAAGGGAGGCGCCGUGGAAGGGUACGAGCCCGAAUCCUCCGUUUAGAUCGACCCUUGUCUGCUAUGUUUCUUUAGAUCUGAUGUCUUUUGAUUACAACAUGGCGGAUCAGAUCAAUCACCCAACUUCAAUGCAGGCAUUGUCUGGUCAACUCCAUCUCAGGUCCAGAAUUUCGCAAGAUGUGCUAUCUCAGAGACGUAGCUUGUAUAAUCCUGCUGUGUAUGAGAGACGAUUUACAACUGUAAACUAUCUGAAUGGGGCGAUUCAGACACCAAGUGUGCAGGUUGCCAGUUGUAACAAUGGGCUUCCUGCUAUUGUCUCUGUAUCUCCUGUUUUUGCUCAGGCUCCUGCCGAGAAAGGAUUCAAGAGCUUUGCUAUUGAUUUCCUAAUGGGAGGAGUUUCUGCUGCUGUUUCCAAGACAGCUGCUGCUCCUAUUGAACGAGUGAAGCUCCUGAUCCAGAAUCAGGAUGAAAUGAUCAAGGCUGGUCGGCUCGCUGAACCUUACAAGGGAAUCUCAGAUUGUUUUGGCCGAACAAUUAGAGAAGAAGGUGCUUUGUCUUUGUGGCGAGGAAACACUGCAAAUGUCAUUCGUUAUUUCCCGACUCAGGCAUUGAACUUUGCAUUCAAGGAUUACUUCAAGCGGAUGUUUAACUUUAAGAAAGACAGAGAUGGAUACUGGAAGUGGUUUGCUGGCAAUCUUGGCUCAGGUGGUGCUGCAGGUGCUUGUUCCUUGUUGUUUGUGUACUCUUUGGACUAUGCUCGAACUCGCCUUGCGAAUGAUUCCAAGGCAGCAAAGAAAGGGGGAGAGCGACAAUUCAAUGGCCUUAUCGAUGUUUACCGGAAGACCUUGCAAUCCGAUGGCAUUGCUGGAUUGUACAGAGGAUUUAACAUUUCAUGCGUCGGGAUUAUAGUGUACCGAGGUCUGUACUUUGGAAUGUACGACUCGUUGAAGCCAGUGCUUCUCACUGGAAGUUUGCAGGAUAGUUUCUUCGCGAGUUUCGCUUUGGGUUGGCUGAUCACCAACGGUGCUGGUCUUGCAUCGUAUCCUAUUGACACGGUUAGAAGAAGAAUGAUGAUGACAUCCGGAGAAGCCGUAAAGUACAAGAGCUCCUUGGAUGCAUUCUCUCAGAUUUUGAAGAAAGAAGGCCCAAAGUCCCUCUUCAAGGGUGCCGGUGCAAAUAUCCUCCGUGCGGUCGCCGGUGCCGGUGUGCUUGCCGGUUAUGACAAACUGCAGUUGAUUGUCUUCGGCAAGAAGUACGGAUCUGGCGGUGCGUAGUGAAAGCUGCUCUUUUUUUUUUCUUCAGAUGAUGACGAAUUCUGUCAGAAAGUUUUAGAACUGAAUAAUUUUUGGUAGUAUGGGAGAUUCUCCUAGCAUUUUUCAGUUGAGAGAUGUUAUUGUUCUCCGGAACCAACGGUUAAUUUAUGAUUUUUGGAUACCUUGUUUCU